GCUUGCCUGAGCCCCAGCCUGCACUACCACAUGCCCCUGCUGCUGGUCAGCGGCUUCGCCUGCAAGGCCCUGUUCAGCGGGAGCUGUCUGCAGCUCUUCCUCAAACUGAUCCUCGCCUGCCUUUGCCAUCUCCUCAACUUCACCUUCGGGCUUCAGCGCCCCUCCGCCGUGGAAAUGUCUGAAAUCUGCGAGAAGAACAACCGCAACGUGGCCCACGGACUAGCCUGGUCUUACUACGUGGGCUACUUAAAGUUUGUUCUGCCGCGCCUCAAAGACUUGAUCAGCGAGUUCAACCGAGACAAUAAGAAUUUGCUGGCAUGCAAAGAGACCUGGAAAUUGCACAUCCUGCUCCCACUGAGCUGCGAGAUCUACAAUGACCUGGAGAAGGCGGACAGCCACAUCCAGUACUGUAAAGACCUCCCGGAGCUGGUGCUGGACCGGGCUGGCACUAAGCGGAGAGUCUACAAACAGAGCAUCUAUGGAGUUAUGGGAGAAGACAAAAAGCUGAGUUACUGCGUUGUGGAGUACGCCACCCCGCUGCAGUCCCUCUACGCCAUGUCCCAGGACGAAAGCGCCGCCUUCAGCCGGCAGGACCGCCUGGAGCAAGCCCAGCUCUUCUGCAGGACCUUGGAGGAGAUCUUACAGAGCUCCAAGGAGUGCGCGGGCUGCUACCGCCUCGUUGUGUAUGAGGGGGAGGAGAACUUAAAAUGGGGCAGGAGGGUUCCCACCCGAAGGAAAAUGCUCAACCUGUCUUUGAGAAAUUCGUCAGUAAAUGAACAAUUUCCGCCCGUUGCGGUGGGGAGGGACAGCUGUGAGAAAUUUUUCCUUUCAGUCCAAGGUUGUUUUCUUUCCCCUCCCGUCCCCCGAAUGUUGGGCUGGAGAAAGCAUCAGGCAGGUCGACAUUUCACCCCUUCUUUUAGACGCCAGCCAGCUGGCCCCCACAAGCCUUGCUCUGGCAGCACUGUGCAGAGAAGGGGCCCACAGGGUCUGGGAUUCCCAGGGAGGGAAGGAGGGAGGAGGGGGCCGCUUUGCCGUGGUCUUGGUCCGGCUGGGGUAAAGCCUGCACGUCUCCCUCUCCCGCCCCGCCAGCUGAGUUACUGCGUUGUGGAGUACGCCACCCCGCUGCAGUCCCUCUACGCCAUGUCCCAGGACGAAAGCGCCGCCUUCAGCCGGCAGGACCGCCUGGAGCAAGCCCAGCUCUUCUGCAGGACCUUGGAGGAGAUCUUACAGAGCUCCAAGGAGUGCGCGGGCUGCUACCGCCUCGUUGUGUAUGAGGACUCGGGAGACAGCAACAGCCAUUUCCUGUCGAAGGAGCUCCUCCGGCACAUCCGGCAGCAGCACCUGGAGGAAUACGCCAUGUGCAAUGGGAGCCACCAGCCCGCCACGUUCCUCUCAGAAGAACCCGUCAUCAUGAUCAGCAACUCGGAGCUACCUGGGCCUCUGCGGAGCGACGGCUUCUGAGCCAUGCGGCAGGACUGGCAGGUUCCUCCCUCUGCCCGCUGCAAGGAAAACACCGAGACAGGGCGACAUCCUGGCUUCAUUCCUCCCUCCCUGGUACGAGCCUCUCUCCUCAGGCUUGUAACUGGGGUUUUGU
Pelodiscus sinensis (Chinese soft-shelled turtle) is the source of this 1594-nucleotide messenger RNA. NCBI's taxonomy places the organism in Eukaryota, Metazoa, Chordata, Testudines, Trionychidae. The record is from RefSeq and is a predicted model, not a curated record.